Messenger RNA from Rotaria sordida, 1713 nucleotides. The record is from the annotation of a GenBank genome assembly. Lineage: Eukaryota; Metazoa; Rotifera; Eurotatoria; Philodinida; Philodinidae.
AUGUUGGUCACCUCUUCUCAAUCGUCGACACAGCGACCAUUGGGUUUAUCUGUUGAAGAAUUAUUUGCAUUAGAUCGUCAAUAUCGUCGAAUCGAACAACAACAACAACAACAACAACGACAACAACAUAUUGCACAAUUACAAGCACAACAAACACGUUUAACAUCCUCAAAUCUUAAUCGUAUAGCUAGUCGAUCACUCGAUCUUGCUUCAUCAAAUCCACUUACAAUUCUUCCUUCACUUGAAAUACAUGGUCAUGGAUAUACAAAUCGACCACAACCAUCACCACCAUCAAUUUCAAAUUAUUCACGAUCACAUUCAAUAGAUCAUAUGAAAUAUAUACAACCACCACCACCACCUCCUAUUUUAAAACAUACAUAUCCACAAAGAUCUACAAUAAAUGAUAUUGGACUUCAACAUUAUCAAUCAAAGUUUCGAACUUAUUUACCACAACCUAUCAUGUCUACUGGUAAUAUAUCAUCAUCAGGACAUCAUUUUGUAUAUGAUCCACCUCCGCCACCAUCAAUUAAUCAUAUAGAUAAUCGAAAUUCUUGUAAACUUCGUCGACAACAACCUAUUAAACGUGAAUCAUCACGUCGAAUUGUUGUUCGACCUGUUGUACAACGACGACGUGAACCAUCAGUAAGUUCAUCAUGUGAAUCAUUAGAUGAACGACGUUCAUUUAAUCAUUAUCUUCCAAUUCAAUCAAAUCUUACUAAUCAAUCUAUAUCAUUUACACCAUCAACAUCAUUAAUAGAAGGUGUUAUUAAUGAUUUAAAUGAAGAAACAAAUAAUUUAUCACGUAAUCUAUCUUAUAAGAAUUCAUUAUCUGAUGAUGAUGAUGAUGAUGAUGGUGAUGAUGAUGAAAUUAAUUUAUAUGAAAUGCGUAUACCAAUUGGUAAAACUUAUGAUACAUCAGAUAUAAGUGUACAAUUAGAAGGACUAAAAAUUUUAAUACAUUGUCAUACAAUUGAACCAACAGAUAAACGUGGAAAUUAUCGUAAACAUGAAUUAAAAACUGAAUUAUUUGUACCUGAUGUUGUUGAUGAGGAAACUAUAGCUGCUUAUUUAACUGAAGAUGGACAAUUAAUUGUUGAAGGAAAAUAUCAUUUAUGGGCAUGGAAAGAAAUUAAAAAAAAAAGACAUAUUGAACAAGAUGAAUUAAAAAUUAAUUCAAAAUUAAUAUCGUCAAAAGAUAAUGGAGGAGGUUUGGAACAAAACAACAUAUCAUCAUACACAUUGAAUAAUAACAGAAUAAUAAAUAAUAAAAUUGCAAAAUUAGAUAAUAAUCGAACUGUAAUUCAUGUUGGUGAAUCAUUAUCAUCAGAAAAAACUAAUCAUACAAAAAAUGUAAGUGAUAUAAUCAAUCGUUUUAAUGCAUUAAAUAAAAAUGAUUCAACAAAUAUAUGGGAUGGACAAUAUUCAUUUAGUAAUGAUUGUUCACCAAUACUUAUUUAUCAUCUACGUUUACCAUUUGAAACAAUAAAAGAUGCAAUACGUAUUCAAUCUGAUUCACAAUUAAAUAUAUUAAAAAUUUUUAUUGAACAACAAGAAAAAAAUUCAUUAGAAGAAGAAGAACAAAAUAAAAUCAUUGUACGUUCAACAUCACGUCUAUGUCAUUUACCUCAAGAUCAUACAUAUGAUUAUAAUCAUUUACGUGUUAAUUUUCUUAAUGAUAAUUUUAUUCGUAUUGAAAUACCAACAUUAAAUUAA